Messenger RNA from Cyprinodon variegatus (sheepshead minnow), 3939 nucleotides. RefSeq names its product fanconi-associated nuclease 1-like. Gene Ontology annotation, biological process: interstrand cross-link repair. The record is from RefSeq and is a predicted model, not a curated record. Gene Ontology annotation, cellular component: nucleus. Gene Ontology annotation, molecular function: flap-structured DNA binding; 5'-flap endonuclease activity; 5'-3' exonuclease activity. The transcript is spliced from 16 exons. The coding region runs from base 160 to 3558 and encodes 1132 amino acids. NCBI's taxonomy places the organism in Eukaryota, Metazoa, Chordata, Actinopteri, Cyprinodontiformes, Cyprinodontidae.
CCUAGCGCUCCUGUUCUGACUGUUGUUCAAGUUUCCACCGCGUUCAUUUUAUUCAGCGAGGAUUCCUGCAGCUUUAACGUUGGUUUGAUCUGUUUCCAUCAGCCUGCAUCAUGAAGCCGCGCUUCAGAAAAAUGCUUUGACUUUAGUUUCUGUUCCAGCAUGGCAGAAAGAACGAGCAGAGGCAAACUGAGGCGAAGCUUGUCUCUGAAGAACAAGAAGAGACAAGAAGCUAAAGCUGGAAGUGCUUCAAUCAGCUCUUUCUUCAGCAGCCAGCCUCCACCCAGCCUGGCCUGCCCCCUGUGUGGACAACUGGUCCCCAGAUUCAAGAUCAAUGAUCACAUCGACCUGCAGUGUCAGAACUUUGAUAGAGGAGGAGGAGGCGGCGGAGGUGGGAAUGAUGCUUCACCUCAAUCUGAGCUGGAGCAGAGAGAGGAGGACACACAAACCAAGACCAGCCCUUAUUUCAAGAAGAAGAUCUGUGAUCAGACCCCACGUGACAUAAACAGUAAGACUGUGGUCAGAGCCAUUGGCUUAGGGAGUCUCUCCUCAAAGCUUUCCAGACAUGAUCGCAGCAAACAUGCAGAGGUUAGAGAUAAACCUGACCAGAUGAGUGAUGCUGAGUCAACCAGCAGCUCCCAGAAGGAAAAUGUUCAGGUGGAAGACAGCAGUGGUUCAGUGGUCUGCAGCAGCAUGGAGCCUCCAGCAGCAUCAGCUCCACUGCCUGCAGAGAAACCAGCACAGGUAGAGCUUCCAUCUGAACCACCUGCAAAACUAACGAGGAGGAAAAAGAAAGCCGCCUCCUCUGUCAGAGGAAAGAAAGCAAAAUACGAAGGUCAGAGAGAGUCUGAGGAGGCGUCUUCUGGUUUGGGUCCAGAGGAAAGCAGUGGGGGACAGCAGGAAGCUGAUGCGUCUCCAUCUCCCCCUGACACCCUGACAUCAGAGGAGGUGAAGGAACAGAAGCAGAGGGAGGAUUCUGCAGAGAGACCUGCUGCUCCAUCACUUCCCUACUACCUGAGGAACUUCCAGACCGUGCUGCACGCCGUGUUGGAGAACGAAGACGACAGGACACUCUUCAACCAGGAGGACAUGUCCGCCGUCCAUGGAUUCCAGCGGUUAUCUGUUAUGGCUCAGAAGCUCUAUGUGAGGCUCUUCCAGAGGAAACUAAAGUGGCUCCAGGUCAAUAAACUGGAUUAUGGAGAAAUCAGCAGUGAUCUGGGACCUGUUGCACAGGAACUGGUUCAGUUAGGAUUUCUACAGACAGAGAAUGACCUGGAGGACCUCGGAGAGGCUCUGGAUCUCCUGCCGGCUCCUGAACUUAAAGCUCUCGCUAAAACUUUCCAUCUGGGCUCUUCUGGCACCCAGAAACAGCAGUUAGUCGAUGGGCUUCUCCGUCUGAGCAGGCAGAGGUCUUUUUUCUCUCUGGCCUCCAGUGAAAGCAGAGUUGGGACAGUGAUCCUGAAACGGGCAAAGCAGCUGGCGGGCUCCUGCGUGCGUCUGUCUCGUGGGCCUCGGGCCGUCUUCUCCCGCAUCCUGCUGCUCUUCUCUUUGACGGACACCAUGGACGAGGAGGAAAUGGCCGCCGGCGGUCAGAAUCAGCUUUUUACCAUCCUGCUGGUCAACUCGGGUCGUCUGGCGUUCCCAGACUACACCGUGCAGCGGGUUGCCAAGGUGUUCCGAGAUCGAGAGGAUCUCAUCAGAUAUGAAGCAUCCAUGCGAGCCCUUCUGGAGGUGACCCUGGCCAUGCAGGCUGGUCAGUGGGAGCAGGCGCUGGAGCUUUACAACGCCGCUAAAGGAGCCUGGUGCCAGCUCCGCCUCAACCACGACCUGAGUCACCAGGAAGAGCUGCCGGUCUUCCUCCGCAGCUUCACCACAGGAUGGGCCUACACCCGCAUCUUAUCCAGAGGAGUGGAGAUUUUACAGAGGCUGCGUCGCUAUGAGGAAGCAGUAGAAGAACUGCAGGCCUUACUGAAGCAGUCGGUUUACUGUCCUGACAGCCGGGGCCGAUGGUGGGACAGGCUGGCUCUGAACCUUCACCAGCACCUCAAAAAGCCCGAUCAAGCUAUCUGUGCUAUAAGAGAGGGGUUGUCGGAUCCUCUGGUUCGCACAGGACACAAACUCUCCCUGCAUCAGAGAGCUCUCAGGAUGAAAGAGGCUCCCAGCUGCAAAAAGUACCGACUCCAACUCCGAGAGCUGCCCACCCUCCAAGUCCAAGAUGUUAAACAUGUGACCAUUCGGGGCCAGCUGUUUCCCCAUGAGGGUGGCACGGGAAAAUCUAGAUUUCUUAUUCCAGAGAGUGAAGAAGGGGAAGGGAGCAUAAUUUGCUCUGUGGAGGAGUUCUGCUUGGACCAUUACCGACAGCUCGGCUUUGACCAAGGGAUCCAUGGAGAGGGAUCAACAUUCUCCACCUUGUUUGGUCUUCUGAUGUGGGACAUUAUCUUUAUGGAAGGUAUUCCUGAUGUCUUUAGGAACCCAUACCAGACUUGUCCUCUGGACUUUUACACCGACUGUUUCUAUGAAAACAGAAAGGAAGCAAUAGCCUCUCGUGUUGGGCUGCUUCAGGAGGCCACAGUGGAAACGCUGCGCGACAUGCUGCAAGAUGUCUGGGAAUCCCAGGAGGGCAAAGUGUGUUCGCUGGUCAGCUGGGAGCGAUUCUCAUCCCUCCAGCAGGCUCAGGUACUCUGCAUAGAUUCCAUUCACAUUUUAUUAAUUUUUUUAAGCAUUGCAUUAGAAGAGUUCGAUAGAAACAGAAGAAUUUGGAUCAACGUACUAAAUGUAGCUCAAGUUUUUACGCUCUGGAGAGAGGGGUUGUCGGAUCCUCUGGUUCGCACAGGACACAAACUCUCCCUGCAUCAGAGAGCUCUCAGGAUGAAAGAGGCUCCCAGCUGCAAAAAGUACCGACUCCAACUCCGAGAGCUGCCCACCCUCCAAGUCCAAGAUGUUAAACAUGUGACCAUUCGGGGCCAGCUGUUUCCUCAUGAGGGCGGGACGGGAAAAUCUAGAUUUCUUAUUCCAGAGAGUGAAGAAGGGGAAGGGAGCAUAAUUUGCUCUGUGGAGGAGUUCUGCUUGGACCAUUACCGACAGCUCGGCUUUGACCAAGGGAUCCAUGGAGAGGGAUCAACAUUCUCCACCUUGUUUGGUCUUCUGAUGUGGGACAUUAUCUUUAUGGAAGGUAUUCCUGAUGUCUUUAGGAACCCAUACCAGACUUGUCCUCUGGACUUUUACACCGACUGUUUCUAUGAAAACAGAAAGGAAGCAAUAGCCUCUCGUGUUGGGCUGCUUCAGGAGGCCACAGUGGAAACGCUGCGCGACAUGCUGCAAGAUGUCUGGGAAUCCCAGGAGGGCAAAGUGUGUUCGCUGGUCAGCUGGGAGCGAUUCUCAUCCCUCCAGCAGGCUCAGCUGGUGGAGGUGAAGGGCCCCAACGACCGUUUGUCUCAGAAGCAGCAGAUCUGGUUGGAUGAAUUGCAGAAACUCGGGGCUGACGUCGAGGUGUGUCAUGUGACGGCCACCGGAGCCAGAGGAGCCCGUCAGGAGGAAACAAACAUACAGGCGUCUAAUUAGGGGAAUUAAUCUGCCAAAAAGGGAAGAAUCAGUGGGAAUAAACAGGCUCCUCGGAGGAAGAAGAAACAUCGUGUAAUUCCUCUCCCUCUGAUUAUUGCUGAGGAAUAUUUGGCUGAAUCUUCAGCAGAAAACUUAUAGAUUGUUCUUUAAAAGUUUCCUUAUGUGGUUUAUUUUUGGUGCCUUCCCUCAUUAUUAUUACCUACAAAGUAAUGGGGUUUACAUACUGGGCAUGAAUGCUGUAUGUUUUCAGAUUUUUAUUGUAAAUUUUAUGCUAUUGAUCUAAUUCUGGGUGAAUAAUUGAUCCCAAUGAUCAAAAGUAGAUCAAUACUGAGUUGCUUGGUUUUCUGACAGGUACUUAUAUUUUAAAGCAUGGUCCAUAGU